This is a messenger RNA of Asparagus officinalis (garden asparagus), 1989 nucleotides long. Its product is annotated as inositol-3-phosphate synthase. The coding region runs from base 152 to 1684 and encodes 510 amino acids. NCBI's taxonomy places the organism in Eukaryota, Viridiplantae, Streptophyta, Magnoliopsida, Asparagales, Asparagaceae. Gene Ontology annotation, cellular component: cytoplasm. Gene Ontology annotation, biological process: phospholipid biosynthetic process; inositol biosynthetic process. The record is from RefSeq and is a predicted model, not a curated record. Gene Ontology annotation, molecular function: inositol-3-phosphate synthase activity. The transcript is spliced from 10 exons.
CCAUCGAGAGGCGAGAGCGGUCGAGCGAGCGAGCGAGCGAGGAAUUUAACAAAUUAAUCCUUUCCUUUUCAUUAUUUAUUUUUCUUGAAGCUCGCUCUCCUUCAUUUUAAUUUCAGAAGAAAAACCCACAAAAAAAAAAAAGAGUUCGAAAAUGUUCAUUGAGAGCUUCAAGGUCGAGAGCCCGAAUGUGAAGUACGGGGACCACGAGAUCGAGUCGGUGUACAGUUACGAGACCACCGAGCUGGUUCACGAGAACCGUGGUGGGUCCUACCAAUGGGUCGUCAAGCCCAAGACCGUUCAAUACAAUUUCAAGACCGAUACCAAAGUCCCCAAACUUGGGGUGAUGCUUGUGGGGUGGGGAGGGAACAAUGGGUCAACGUUAACUGCUGGGGUUAUCGCCAACAGAGAGGGGAUCUCGUGGGCCACGAAGGAUAAGAUCCAACAGGCCAAUUAUUUCGGAUCAUUGACCCAGGCUUCAAGUAUCAGGGUUGGAUCAUUCAAUGGAGAGGAGAUUUAUGCUCCUUUCAAGAGCUUGUUGCCUAUGGUUAACCCUGAUGAGAUUGUAUUUGGGGGAUGGGACAUAAGUGACAUGAACAUGGCUGAUGCCAUGGCAAGGGCCAAAGUGCUUGACAUUGACCUACAGAAGCAACUGAGGCCCUACAUGGAGUCCAUGGUCCCUCUCCCUGGUAUCUAUGACCCUGACUUCAUUGCUGCCAACCAAGGCUCACGUGCCAACCACGUGCUCAAGGGCUCAAAGAAGGAGCAAGUCCAACAAAUCAUCAAGGACAUUAGGGAAUUCAAGGAGAAGAACAAGGUAGACAAAGUAGUGGUCCUUUGGACUGCGAAUACGGAGAGGUAUAGCAAUGUGAUUGUCGGUCUCAAUGACACAAUGGAGAACUUGCUGGCCUCGUUGGACAAGAACGAGCACGAGAUAUCCCCAUCAACCCUCUAUGGUAUUGCUUGCGUCAUGGAGAACGUUCCAUACAUCAACGGAAGCCCACAGAACACCUUCGUGCCUGGUUUGAUUGAAUUGGCUAUUCAAAGGAACAGUCUAAUUGGAGGAGAUGACUUUAAGAGUGGACAGACCAAGAUGAAGUCUGUGUUGGUUGAUUUCCUUGUGGGGGCUGGAAUCAAGCCAACCUCAAUUGUGAGCUACAACCAUCUCGGGAACAAUGAUGGCAUGAAUCUCUCUGCACCACAAACCUUCCGAUCAAAGGAGAUAUCGAAGAGCAAUGUGGUCGAUGACAUGGUUUCAAGCAAUGGCAUCCUGUAUGAGCCUGGCGAGCACCCUGAUCAUGUCAUUGUUAUCAAGUAUGUGCCGUAUGUUGGUGAUAGCAAGAGGGCUAUGGAUGAGUACACAUCUGAGAUAUUCAUGGGAGGUCGCAGCACCAUUGUGCUGCACAACACCUGUGAGGAUUCGCUCUUGGCUGCGCCGAUCAUACUGGACUUGGUUCUAUUGGCUGAGCUUAGCACCAGGAUUCAGCUCAAGGCUGAGGGAGAGGGCAAGUUCCACUCCUUCCAUCCAGUGGCUACCAUCUUGAGUUACCUCACCAAGGCUCCCUUGGUUCCACCAGGCACACCAGUGGUGAAUGCACUCUCAAAGCAAAGGGCGAUGCUGGAGAACAUCCUCAGGGCUUGCAUUGGCUUGGCUCCUGAGAACAACAUGAUCCUGGAGUACAAAUGAGAGCCGAUCUUGAGAGAUCUAGGGGUUAAUAAAUUUAGAGGGAUUAGAGGAAAGGAAGAGGAAAAAAAAAAAGGAGACCCUGUUCGUAUAAGUUUCUGCUUGGAUGUUGUCGUGUUAAUGGCUUGGUUUGUUUAGUUAUGGUAUGGGGUCUGCUUCUCCUCUUCUCAAUGUCUAUGUAAUGGUUCUUAUUUUCUUUUCUUUUAUUUUUUCUUAGAUGUCUUGUAAGCCUAAACUGUGAAGGUCCAAAAUGAGUUUCUCUCAUGUAUUUGUGACCUCUUAAGUAAUAUAAGUGGUGUUUUUCUAUA